CAAGCCAAGGGCCACCCGCAUCGUUGCACCCGCUAUUUGCCACGCUCCAUGGAAGUAGCAAAGUCAGUGGCCAUUGCUGUCUUGCUGUGUUGCGUAAAAGCUGUGGCUCGCCACAGUGGUGAGGAUGGCGGUGACGAUGGCGGCGAAGAAGAUGGUGGAAGCGAUUCGUUUUCUUUUCAUUUUCGUGGCGGAGUUGGACACCAACCUAUAGGUUGCAUUGGGUUCAUUAUUGCAUGUGCCUUCCUUAUUUGCUUUGGAGUGAAGAAGCUUCGCAGAUACUGGCGCAAAUACCGGCGGCAUCAUGCCGGGGUUUACGACUUGCGCAGCGAGGAGUUGAUCAUUCCUGGACCAGGAGGUCAUGUGGUACUGAAGAGGGGUGCAUCGGUGGCGUUGCUUUGGGAAGGCCACUACAGACGUGGUAGCUUCCAAGGGACGACACGUCAUCGUUGCUUCUACCAUCGUGCGGUCUUUCGCUUUGAUGAGUCGCGCUUGCCCCAGGAUCGCCCAAUGGCUCUUGGUGAGAUGUCGGCAGGGAACCUUUGUCAUAUUGCUCCGGUGGACUGGGUAGGAUGCAUGCCCGCUUCCCCGGAGGAUCUCCGGAACGCGCGGCACGUGCCGUGGGUUCCGGCACGCGAAACGGCUCCUUUACCCGCACACACGCUGACUGAGCCACCGCAGCUACCUGCGACAUCUCCUGCUGCUGCAGGUGUGCAGCUUUCACCAGCUGAGAAUGUAUAAAUAGGCAAUGAAUCGCCGCACGUUUCAUAGAACCACACGUCCAUGCUGUUUGAACGUGUCUUGGAGAGAGUGACAAGAGACCACACAAGCACGGUUCAGGUGCUUCUCAUACAGUCUUGAGAUGUCUUGAGCGCAUGUUGACAGUGCAUGCCACAGAUAUCACCUUUUGGGUGAAGAAAUUUAGGGUUGUUCUGGCUCCC
This is a messenger RNA of Durusdinium trenchii, 938 nucleotides long. NCBI's taxonomy places the organism in Eukaryota, Dinophyceae, Suessiales, Symbiodiniaceae. The record is from the annotation of a GenBank genome assembly.